CAGGCACUGGCGGCGCGGCGGCGGGCAGAGCUGUCCACCUGCGGCAGGCGCGCGGGCACCCGCAGCCCGUUCGCUCCCAGCCGCAGAGCGGUGCGGUUGUGAGCAGCGUCCGGGAGGAGGAGAGAGAGGGGGAGCUAUGGCCGAGGGGGGCGAAGGCGAGGACGAGAUCCAGUUCCUGCGAACUGAUGAUGAAGUGGUUCUGCAGUGCACUGCAACGGUUCACAAGGAGCAACAGAAAUUGUGUCUUGCUGCAGAAGGAUUUGGCAACAGGCUUUGCUUUUUGGAAUCCACAUCAAAUUCUAAGAAUGUGCCGCCUGAUUUGUCCAUCUGCACCUUUGUGCUUGAGCAGUCUCUGUCAGUACGAGCCCUGCAGGAAAUGCUGGCUAACACAGAGGAGAAGGCAGAAGGGCUAGUUGAUGUGGAAAAAUGGAAAUUUAUGAUGAAGUCUGCACAAGGUGGUGGUCAUCGAACACUCCUCUAUGGACAUGCAAUCCUGCUGCGCCAUUCCUACAGUGGCAUGUAUCUGUGCUGCCUCUCAACAUCUCGAUCUUCAAUGGAUAAGCUGGCAUUUGAUGUAGGAUUGCAAGAGGACACCACAGGUGAAGCGUGCUGGUGGACAAUACACCCUGCUUCUAAACAAAGAUCAGAAGGAGAAAAAGUUCGUGUUGGAGAUGACCUUAUUUUAGUCAGUGUCUCUUCUGAAAGAUACUUGCAUCUCUCCUAUGGCAAUGGUAGCUUACAUGUUGAUGCAGCUUUCCAGCAAACUCUUUGGAGUGUAGCACCAAUCAGUUCAGGAAGUGAAUUUGCCCAAGGAUAUCUGAUAGGUGGGGAUGUUCUGAGGUUAUUGCAUGGUCACAUGGAUGAAUGCUUGACAGUCCCUUCUGGUGAACAUGGAGAAGAACAAAGAAGAACUGUCCAUUAUGAAGGUGGUGCAGUGUCAAUUCAUGCUCGUUCCCUUUGGCGAUUAGAAACUCUGAGAGUUGCGUGGAGUGGAAGCCACAUCAGAUGGGGCCAGCCAUUCCGACUAAGACAUAUAACAACAGGAAAAUAUUUAAGUCUCCUGGAUGACAAGAGUCUUCUUCUAACUGAGAAAGAGCAAGCAGAUGUAAAAUCUACAGCAUUCUGUUUUCGGUCUUCCAAGGAAAAACUGGAUGUAGGGACGAGAAAAGAGGUAGAUGGAAUGGGAGCACCUGAAAUAAAAUAUGGAGAUUCAAUAUGCUUCAUACAGCAUGUAGACACUGGCUUGUGGCUCUCGUACCAGUCUGCUGAUGCAAAGUCUGUAAGAAUGGGUUCUGUGCAACGCAAGGCAAUAAUGCACCAUGAAGGUCACAUGGAUGAUGGUUUAACAUUGUCCAGAUCUCAGCACGAGGAAUCCCGUACAGCACGUGUCAUCCGUAGUACAGUCUUCCUUUUCAACAGAUUUAUAAGGGGCCUUGAUGUUCUCAGCAAAAAAGUGAAGUCUUCCACAGUAGAUUUACCUAUUGAGUCAGUCAGUCUGAGCCUUCAGGACUUGAUUGGCUACUUUCACCCUCCUGAUGAACAUUUAGAGCAUGAAGACAAACAAAACAGGCUCCGCGCACUGAAGAAUCGACAGAACCUCUUCCAGGAAGAGGGCAUGAUCAACCUCGUUCUUGAAUGUAUUGAUCGUUUGAAUGUAUACAGCAGUGCAGCUCAUUUUGCUGAUGUAGCUGGGAAGGAAGCUGGAGAAGCAUGGAAAUCGAUUCUGAAUUCCUUGUAUGAAUUACUAGCGGCUCUUAUUCGAGGGAAUCGUAAAAACUGUGCUCAAUUUUCUGGAUCUCUUGAUUGGCUGAUCAGCAGAUUAGAAAGACUAGAAGCCUCUUCUGGAAUACUAGAAGUUUUACACUGUGUAUUGGUGGAAAGCCCUGAAGCUCUAAACAUUAUUAAGGAAGGACAUAUUAAAUCAAUCAUCUGUCUUUUGGACAAACAUGGAAGAAACCAUAAGGUUUUGGAUGUCUUAUGUUCUCUCUGUGUAUGUCAUGGAGUAGCUGUGCGGUCUAAUCAACAUCUAAUCUGUGAUAAUCUCCUGCCAGGAAGAGAUCUGCUCUUACAGACCCGCCUUGUCAACCACGUGAGCAGCAUGCGGCCAAAUAUUUUCUUGGGAAUUAGUGAAGGCUCUGCCCAGUACAGAAAAUGGUACUAUGAACUUAUGGUGGACCAUCUAGAGCCUUUUGUGACUGCAGAAUCAACUCACCUACGAGUAGGCUGGGCUUCUACAGAGGGCUACUCACCGUAUCCUGGGGGAGGAGCAGAAUGGGGAGGAAAUGGUGUUGGUGAUGACUUGUAUUCUUAUGGCUUUGAUGGUCUGCAUCUAUGGUCAGGCUGUGUAGCUCGAACAGUAAAUUCUCCAAACCAACAUCUGUUAAGAACUGAAGAUGUUAUUAGUUGCUGUUUGGAUCUGAGUGCCCCCAGCAUCUCUUUUCGGAUAAAUGGACAGCCAGUUCAAGGAAUGUUUGAGAAUUUCUGUACUGAAGGGUUUUUCUUCCCUGUUGUAAGCUUAUCUGCAGGAAUAAAGGUACGUUUCUUGCUUGGAGGUCGCCAUGGAGAAUUCAAGUUCCUUCCUCCACCUGGAUAUGCCCCUUGCUUUGAAGCUGUUCUACCAAAAGAGAAAUUAAAAGUGGAGCAUAGCCGAGAGUACAAGCAGGAUCGAAGCUAUACAAGAGACCUGCUGGGUCCCACUCUCAAUCUGUCACAAGCAGCUUUUACCCCAGUUCCUGUAGAUACUAGCCAGAUUGUUUUGCCUCCCCACUUGGAAAGAAUUAGAGAAAAGUUAGCAGAGAACAUCCAUGAACUUUGGGUUAUGAAUAAGAUUGAACUGGGAUGGCAGUAUGGACCAGUUAGAGAUGACAACAAAAGACAACACCCAUGCUUAGUGGAGUUCUCAAAAUUGCCGGAGCAGGAAAGAAAUUAUAAUUUACAAAUGUCACUUGAAACACUGAAAACUCUGCUGGCAUUAGGCUGCCAUGUUGGAAUUGCUGAUGAACGUGCUGAAGAAAAAGUGAAAAAAAUGAAACUUCCAAAGAACUACCAGUUGUUGAGUGGAUAUAAGCCUGCUCCCAUGGAUCUGAGUUUCAUCAAACUGACCCCCUCUCAAGAAGCUAUGGUGGAUAAAUUAGCAGAGAAUGCUCACAAUGUGUGGGCAAGGGACCGAAUCAGGCAAGGCUGGACCUAUGGUAUCCAGCAGGAUGUGAAAAAUCGACGAAAUCCUCGCCUUGUACCUUAUGCCCUUUUGGAUGAUAGAACAAAGAAGUCAAAUAAAGACAGUCUUCGGGAAGCAGUCCGCACCCUUCUAGGCUAUGGCUACAAUCUAGAAGCUCCUGACCAAGACCAUGCAACAAGACUGGAUGUCAGCAAUGGGAUAAUGGAAAAAUUCCGGAUCUUUCGCACAGAGAAAACUUAUGCAGUGAAAUCUGGAAAGUGGUACUUUGAGUUUGAGGCAGUUACAGCAGGAGACAUGAGAGUUGGCUGGACAAGGCCUGGUUGUCUGCCAGAUCAGGAACUUGGCUCAGAUGAAGAAGCUUUUGUUUUUGAUGGCUUUAAGGCACAGCGGUGGCAUCAAGGUAAUGAGCAUUUUGGCCGCUCCUGGUCAGCAGGGGAUGUUGUUGGAUGUAUGGUGGACAUGAAUGAACACACUAUGAUGUUCACCUUAAAUGGUGAAAUCCUGCUUGAUGACUCGGGUUCAGAACUUGCAUUUAAGGAUUUUGAGGUUGGUGAUGGAUUUCUACCUGUGUGUAGCCUGGGCCCAUCUCAAGUGGGAAGAAUGAACUUUGGAAAAGAUGUCAGCACUCUAAAAUAUUUCACUAUCUGUGGAUUACAGGAAGGGUAUGAACCCUUUGCUGUUAAUACAAACAGAGACAUUACCAUUUGGCUCAGUAAAAGGCUCCCUCAGUUUCUACCAGUUCCACAAAAUCAUGAACAUAUUGAGGUGAUGAGAAUUGAUGGAACCAUAGACACUUGUCCUUGCCUGAAGGUCACACAGAAGUCCUUUGGUUCACAGAACAGUAAAACAGACGUCAUGUUUUUUCGAUUAAGUAUGCCCAUUGAAUGUGCUGAGGUGUUCUCCAGAACAGCUGCAGGAGGGUUACCAGGCACAGGUCUUUUUGGCCCGAAGAAUGAUUUGGAUGAUUAUGAUGCUGAUUCUGAUUUUGAGGUUCUAAUGAAAACUGCUCAUGGUCAUCUAGCGGCUGACCGGACAGAAAGAGAAAAAGAUGCCACAAAACCAGAGUUAAAUAACCAUAAGGAUUAUGUUCAAGAAAAACCUUCACGUCUUAAACAAAGAUUUAUGCUUAGGAGGACAAAACCAGAUUAUAGUACAAGCCAUUCUGCAAGGCUUACUGAGGAUGUGCUAGCAGAUGAAAGGGAUGACUAUGAAUAUUUAAUGCAAACGUCUACGUACUAUUAUUCAGUGAGAAUAUUUCCUGGUCAAGAACCUGCUAAUGUUUGGGUGGGUUGGAUUACAUCUGACUUUCAUCAGUAUGACACAAGCUUUGACUUGGACAGAGUGCGUACAGUUACAGUAACUCUGGGAGAUGAAAAAGGAAAGGUCCAUGAGAGCAUAAAACGCAGCAACUGCUAUAUGGUAUGCGCUGGAGAGAGCAUGAGCCCUGGGCAAGGACGUAAUAAUAAUGGUCUGGAGAUUGGUUGCUUAGUUGAUGCUGCCAGUGGCCUGCUGACCUUCACGGCUAAUGGCAAAGAACUGGGCACAUACUAUCAGGUUGAACCAAGUACAAAGUUAUUUCCUGCUGUAUUUGCUCAAGCUACAAGUCCCAAUGUUUUCCAGUUUGAGUUGGGUAGAAUAAAGAAUGUAAUGCCAUUAUCUGCUGGUUUAUUCAAAAGUGAACACAAAAACCCAGUCUCCCAGUGUCCUCCACGUCUCCAUGUCCAGUUUCUGACUCAUGUGCUUUGGAGUAGAGUGCCAAACCACUUCUUGAAAGUUGAUGUGUCUAGGAUCAGCGAACGUCAAGGCUGGAUGAUACAGUGUCUGAAUCCUUUGCAGUUCAUGGCUCUUCACAUUCCUGAAGAAAACAGAACAAUUGAUAUUUUGGAGCUGACAGAACAGGAAGAACUGCUGAAAUUUCACUACCAUACUCUCCGAUUGUAUUCAGCUGUGUGUGCUUUAGGGAACAACCGAGUGGCCCAUGCUAUGUGUAGCCAUGUGGAUGAAUCUCAGCUUCUAUAUGCAAUUGAGAAUAAAUAUAUGCCAGGAUUAUUACGUGCGGGAUAUUAUGACUUACUCAUAGACAUUCAUCUCAAUACCUAUGCAACUGCCAGGUUAAUGAUGAAUAAUGAAUUUAUUGUUCCAAUGACUGAUGAGACCAAGAGUAUUACCUUGUUUCCUGAUGAAAACAAGAAACAUGGCCUCCCUGGUAUAGGACUCAGCACUUCCUUAAGGCCAAGAAUGCAGUUCUCCUCACCGAGUUUUGUAAGCAUUAACAGUGAAUGCUUUCAGUUCAGUCCUGAAUUCCCGCUAGAAAUCUUAAAGGCCAAAACAAUAGAGAUGCUGACUGAAGCUGUUCAGGAGGGCAGCCUCCAUGUCAGAGACCCAGUUGGAGGUUCGACAGAAUUUUUGUUUGUCCCUCUCAUCAAGCUCUUUUACACCCUCCUAAUUAUGGGAAUCUUCCACAACGCAGAUCUGAAACACAUCUUGCAGUUGAUUGAGCCACGUGUUUUCAAAGAAGCUGCGAGUCUGGAGGAGGAAAAGGAACUCUCAGAGAAGGACCUGAGUUCGAAUGAGCUCAAGUCAGAAGGAGAGGAAGAAACGAGAGGGGAGCAAGUGCCAAAGGAAGGACUCCUUCAGAUGAAACUUCCUGAACCUGUUAAACUACAGAUGUGUCAUCUACUUCAGUACCUGUGUGAUUGCCAGGUACGACACCGGAUAGAAGCCAUUGUAGCAUUUUCAGAUGAUUUUGUGGCCAAGCUUCAAGAGAAUCAGCGCUUCCGGUAUAAUGAGCUUAUGCAAGCCCUGAACAUGUCUGCUGCUUUGACUGCCAAGAAGACUAAGGAAUUUCGAUCUCCUCCACAAGAACAGAUUAACAUGCUGCUGAACUUUAAAGAUGAUAAAACCGAUUGUCCUUGCCCUGAAGAAAUUCGGGAUCAACUCUUGGAUUUUCAUGAAGACCUAAUGACACACUGUGGAAUUGAACUGGAUGAAGAUGGAACUUUGGAUGGAAAUAGUGAUUUAACUAUUAGGGGUCGCCUCCUGUACCUGGUAGAAAAAGUUACAUAUCUGAAGAAGAAGCAGGCUGAGAAACCAGUUGAUGAUGACGCUAAGACAUCCUCUACUCUUCAGCAGUUGAUUUCAGAUACAAUGGUGCGUUGGGCCCAGGAAUCAGUAAUAGAAGACCCAGAGUUAGUCAGAGCCAUGUUUGUACUGCUCCAUCGCCAGUAUGAUGGUAUUGGUGGCUUGGUUCGAGCCUUACCAAAGACCUACACCAUAAAUAGUGUGUCUGUGGAAGAUACAAUCAAUCUUUUGGCAUCCCUUGGACAAAUCCGUUCCUUGCUCAGUGUCAGAAUGGGGAAGGAGGAAGAGAAACUUAUGAUUCGUGGAUUAGGAGACAUCAUGAAUAAUAAAGUAUUUUAUCAACAUCCCAAUCUCAUGAGAGCUUUAGGCAUGCAUGAGACAGUCAUGGAAGUGAUGGUAAAUGUACUUGGUGGAGGAGAAUCCAAGGAAAUCACUUUCCCAAAAAUGGUGGCAAACUGCUGUCGUUUCCUAUGUUAUUUUUGCCGCAUUAGUAGGCAGAAUCAAAAAGCUAUGUUUGAUCAUCUUAGCUAUUUAUUGGAAAAUAGCAGUGUUGGCCUUGCCUCUCCUUCUAUGCGAGGAUCAACUCCUUUAGAUGUUGCAGCAGCAUCUGUAAUGGAUAACAAUGAACUUGCACUAGCUUUAAGGGAGCCUGAUCUGGAGAAGGUGGUUCGAUACUUGGCUGGAUGUGGAUUGCAGAGUUGUCCUUUGUUGAUUUCUAAAGGCUAUCCAGACAUUGGAUGGAAUCCAGUUGAAGGAGAGCGAUAUUUGGAUUUUCUUCGUUUUGCUGUAUUUUGCAAUGGAGAGAGUGUGGAGGAGAAUGCCAAUGUUGUAGUAAGACUGCUUAUUCGUCGACCGGAAUGUUUUGGUCCAGCUCUAAGAGGAGAAGGAGGAAAUGGUCUACUUGCUGCCAUGGAGGAAGCAAUACAAAUAUCAGAAGAUGCAACAAGGGAUGGACCUUCCCCAAAUAAUGGAUCUAGUAGAACGCUUGAAAUUGAAGAACAAGAAGAUGACACUAUUCAUAUGGGGAAUGCAAUCAUGACCUUUUAUGCUGCUCUGAUUGAUCUCUUGGGACGCUGUGCCCCUGAAAUGCAUCUAAUACAUGCUGGUAAAGGGGAGGCCAUAAGAAUCAGAUCAAUUCUCAGGUCUUUGAUUCCGCUGGAAGAUUUGGUGGGCGUAAUUAGCAUUCCAUUCCACAUGCCAACCAUAGCUAAAGAUGGUACUGUGGUGGAACCUGACAUGUCUGCGGGGUUUUGCCCAGAUCACAAGGCAGCCAUGGUUUUGUUCCUUGACAGGGUCUAUGGAAUUGAGGAUCAGGAUUUUCUUCUGCAUCUUCUUGAAGUUGGCUUUCUGCCAGAUCUCCGUGCUGCUGCAUCUUUAGAUACAGCUGCUUUAAGCGCUACAGAUAUGGCUUUAGCUCUGAAUCGAUACCUUUGCACAGCAGUCUUGCCUCUGUUGACCAGAUGCGCUCCUCUUUUUGCUGGCACAGAGCACCAUGCUUCCCUUAUUGAUUCCUUAUUACAUACUGUGUACAGACUUUCAAAGGGCUGCUCUCUUACCAAAGCUCAGCGAGAUUCCAUUGAGGAGUGUUUACUUUCUAUCUGUGGGCAGUUGAGACCUUCUAUGAUGCAGCAUUUGCUGAGAAGAUUAGUAUUUGAUGUUCCCCUAUUAAAUGAACAUGCAAAGAUGCCUCUCAAGUUGCUGACAAAUCAUUAUGAAAGAUGCUGGAAGUAUUAUUGUUUACCAGGUGGAUGGGGUAACUUCGGUGCUGCCUCAGAAGAAGAACUUCAUUUAUCCAGAAAGUUGUUCUGGGGUAUUUUUGAUGCUUUGUCUCAAAAGAAGUAUGAACAGGAACUGUUCAAACUGGCUUUGCCUUGUUUGAGUGCAGUUGCAGGGGCAUUACCUCCAGAUUAUAUGGAAUCAAAUUAUGUCAAUAUGAUGGAAAAACAAUCUUCGAUGGAUUCGGAUGGAAACUUUAAUCCUCAACCUGUUGAUACUUCAAACAUUACAAUCCCUGAAAAGCUAGAAUAUUUCAUUAACAAAUAUGCGGAACAUUCUCAUGAUAAAUGGUCAAUGGAAAAGUUUGCCAAUGGAUGGACAUAUGGUGAAACAUAUUCUGAAUCUGCAAAAGUGCAACCAUUAAUGAAACAGUAUAAAUUACUCUCUGAAAAGGAGAAAGAAAUUUAUCGAUGGCCCAUCAAAGAAUCGCUAAAAACCAUGCUGGCGUGGGGAUGGCGGAUUGAAAGGACACGGGAGGGAGAUUCCAUGGCAUUGUAUAAUCGGACACGUCGCAUAUCUCAAACCAGUCAAAUCUCUGUAGAUGCUGCCCAUGGUUACAGUCCUCGAGCCAUUGAUAUGAGCAAUGUUACCCUCUCCAGAGAUGUGCAUGCUAUGGCAGAGAUGAUGGCUGAAAACUACCAUAACAUAUGGGCAAAGAAAAAGAAAAUGGAGCUUGAAGCAAAAGUAGGAGGAGGCAACCAUCCCCUUCUUGUUCCUUAUGAUACACUCACAGCCAAAGAAAAAGCUAAGGACAGAGAAAAAGCACAGGAUAUUCUGAAAUUUCUACAGAUUAAUGGAUAUGUAGUCUCCAGAGGACUUAAGGACCUGGAAUUGGACACACCUUCCAUUGAGAAACGCUUUGCCUACAGUUUUCUCCAGCAGCUUAUAAGAUAUGUAGAUGAAGCUCAUCAGUACAUUUUGGAAUUUGAUGGUGGCAGCAGAGGCAAAGGAGAACAUUUCCCAUAUGAACAAGAAAUCAAGUUUUUUGCCAAAGUUGUGCUCCCUUUGAUUGAUCAGUAUUUCAAAAAUCAUCGCUUGUAUUUCUUAUCUGCAGCAAGUAGGCCUCUCAGCAGUGGAGGCCAUGCCUCUAAUAAGGAGAAAGAAAUGGUGACAAGCCUGUUCUGCAAACUUGGAGUUCUUGUCAGGCAUAGGAUUUCACUGUUUGGAAAUGAUGCAACAUCAAUAGUCAACUGUCUUCACAUACUGGGCCAGACCUUGGAUGCCAGAACUGUGAUGAAAACUGGUCUGGAGUCUGUUAAGAUGGCAUUGAGAGCAUUUUUGGAUAAUGCUGCUGAGGAUCUGGAGAAAACAAUGGAAAAUCUUAAGCAAGGCCAGUUUACACACAGCAGAAACCAGCCCAAGGGAGUUACACAAAUCAUUAAUUAUACCACAGUGGCUCUCCUGCCAGUGCUGUCUUCAUUAUUUGAGCAUAUUGGACAGCACCAAUUUGGUGAAGAUUUGAUAUUGGAAGAUGUUCAAGUUUCUUGUUAUAGAAUACUAUCCAGUCUGUAUGCUCUGGGAACCAGCAAAAGUAUAUAUGUAGAGCGGCAACGAUCAGCACUAGGAGAAUGCUUGGCUGCUUUCUCGGGUGCCUUUCCAGUGGCUUUUUUGGAAACUCAUUUGAACAAACAUAAUAUCUACUCAAUAUACAAUACCAAGAAUGCAAGAGACAGAGCAGUUCUUAAUUUACCUACUAGCGUAGAAGAAGUUUGCCCAAAUAUUCCGUCCUUGGUGAAGCUAAUGGAAGAAAUUGUGGAAUUGGCAGAAUCUGGUAUUCGCUACACACAAAUGCCACAUAUAAUGGAAGUGAUACUGCCUAUGUUAUGUAGUUACAUGUCACACUGGUGGGAGCAUGGGCCAGAAAACAAUCCUGACAAAGCUGAAGUGUGUUGUACAGCCUUGACAUCAGAGCACAUGAACACUCUGUUGGGUAACAUAUUGAAAAUCAUCUAUAACAACCUUGGUAUUGAUGAAGGAGCCUGGAUGAAGAGGUUAGCAGUGUUUUCCCAGCCCAUCAUAAGCAAAGCGAAGCCACAACUCUUAAAGACACACUUCCUGCCACUGAUGGAUAAGCUAAAGAAAAAAGCAGCAGUGGUUGUAUCGGAUGAAGAGCAUCUAAGAGCAGAAGGCAGAGGUGACAUGUCGGAGGCUGAACUGCUCAUCCUAGAUGAGUUCACCACUUUGGCACGGGACCUCUAUGCCUUCUACCCUUUGUUGAUUAGAUUUGUGGACUAUAACAGGGCAAAAUGGCUGAAAGAGCCCAACCCUGAGGCUGAGGAAUUGUUCCGCAUGGUGGCUGAAGUCUUUAUUUACUGGUCAAAGUCUCAUAAUUUCAAAAGGGAAGAGCAGAACUUUGUGGUACAAAAUGAAAUCAACAAUAUGUCCUUCCUUAUCAGUGACACCAAAUCUAAGAUGUCCAAGGCAGCCGUUUCUGAUCAAGAGAGGAAGAAGAUGAAGCGGAAAGGUGACCGGUACUCUAUGCAGACCUCUCUCAUUGUGGCAGCACUGAAGAGAUUACUUCCUAUUGGCCUAAAUAUUUGUGCUCCUGGAGACCAAGAUCUAAUUGCACUGGCCAAAAACCGAUUCAGCAUGAAAGAUACCGAGGAUGAGGUACGAGAUAUCAUUCGCAGUAAUCUUCAUCUCCAGGGCAAGCUUGAGGAUCCUGCCAUUAGAUGGCAGAUGGCACUUUACAAAGAUUUACCUAACAGGACUGAAGAUUCAUCAGAUCCAGAGAAGACUGUGGAAAGAGUUCUUGAUAUAGCUAAUGUACUGUUUCAUCUGGAGCAGGUUGAACAUCCUCAGCGAUCCAAAAAAGCAGUUUGGCACAAGCUGCUGUCAAAACAACGCAAAAGAGCUGUUGUUGCUUGUUUUAGAAUGGCACCGUUAUACAACCUGCCCAGGCACCGAGCUGUCAAUCUCUUUCUUCAAGGAUAUGAUAAAUCUUGGAUUGAAACAGAAGAGCACUAUUUUGAAGACAAACUGAUAGAAGAUUUAGCAAAACCUGGAGAGGAGCCACCAGAAGAAGAUGAAAGCCUUAAAAGAGUGGACCCGUUACAUCAACUUAUUCUGCUAUUCAGUCGAACAGCCUUAACUGAAAAAUGCAAAUUGGAGGAAGAUUUUCUCUAUAUGGCUUAUGCUGACAUUAUGGCAAAGAGUUGCCAUGAUGAAGAAGAUGAUGAUGGUGAAGAAGAAGUGAAGAGCUUUGAAGUCACAGGAUCCCAACGCAGCAAGCACGAUAAUAUCAAAGAUUUAAGAAACAAAUUUGCCAGCCUCGGCGAGAACUCUCUGGAGAAAGAAAUGGAAAAGCAGAGAACUCUUUAUCAGCAAGCUCGCUUGCAUGAUCGUGGAGCUGCUGAGAUGGUCCUUCAGAUGAUCAGUGCAAGCAAAGGUGAGAUGGGGCCAAUGGUUGCAGCUACCCUGAAGCUAGGAAUUGCCAUUUUAAAUGGAGGAAAUUCUACUGUUCAGCAGAAAAUGCUUGACUACCUCAAGGAUAAGAAAGAUGUGGGUUUCUUUCAGAGUCUUGCUGGUCUUAUGCAGUCCUGUAGUGUUCUUGAUCUAAAUGCAUUUGAACGUCAAAACAAAGCAGAAGGCCUUGGCAUGGUGACUGAAGAGGGAUCAGUCAUCACUAAUGAGCGCGGAGAAAAGGUGAUGCAGGAUGAUGAGUUCACCUGUGACCUCUUUCGCUUUCUUCAAUUGCUUUGUGAAGGACACAAUUCAGAUUUUCAGAAUUACCUGAGAACUCAGACUGGUAACAACACAACUGUUAAUAUUAUCAUUUCCACUGUGGAUUACUUAUUGAGAGUUCAGGAGUCCAUCAGUGAUUUCUAUUGGUACUAUUCUGGGAAGGAUGUUAUUGAUGAACAAGGGCAACGAAAUUUUUCCAAAGCCAUCCAGGUUGCAAAACAAGUUUUCAAUACACUCACGGAGUAUAUCCAGGGGCCAUGUACUGGUAACCAACAGAGUCUGGCUCAUAGUAGGCUGUGGGAUGCAGUUGUUGGAUUUCUUCAUGUAUUUGCUCACAUGCAGAUGAAGCUGUCUCAGGAUUCCAGUCAAAUUGAAUUACUGAAAGAAUUAAUGGAUCUUCAGAAGGAUAUGGUUGUAAUGUUGCUGUCUAUGCUGGAAGGUAAUGUUGUGAAUGGAACUAUUGGCAAGCAAAUGGUUGAUAUGCUUGUGGAAUCGUCCAACAAUGUGGAGAUGAUUCUGAAGUUUUUUGAUAUGUUCUUAAAACUGAAGGAUCUGACUUCUUCUGAUGCGUUCAAAGAGUAUGAUCCUGAUGGCAAAGGCAUAAUUUCAAAAAGGGAUUUCCACAAAGCAAUGGAAAGCCAUAAGCAUUACACCCAGUCUGAAACUGAAUUUUUGCUAUCGUGUGCUGAAACGGAUGAGAAUGAGACUCUGGACUACGAGGAGUUUGUGAAACGAUUCCAUGAGCCUGCCAAAGACAUUGGUUUCAAUGUUGCUGUUCUCCUGACCAACCUUUCCGAACACAUGCCCCAUGAUACUCGCUUGCAAACUUUUCUUGAACUGUCAGAAAGUGUGCUGAAUUACUUUCAGCCUUUUCUCGGACGUAUAGAAAUUAUGGGCAGUGCAAAGCGCAUUGAACGAGUGUAUUUUGAAAUAAGUGAGUCAAGUCGGACUCAGUGGGAAAAACCUCAGGUGAAAGAGUCCAAAAGGCAGUUUAUAUUUGAUGUUGUAAAUGAAGGUGGGGAGAAAGAAAAGAUGGAGCUUUUUGUUAAUUUCUGUGAAGAUACCAUCUUUGAAAUGCAACUGGCUGCCCAAAUCUCUGAGUCAGAUCUGAAUGAAAGGUCAGCAAAUAAAGAGGACAAUGAGAAAGAUAAGCCUGAGGAACAGGAUCCUGGAAUGGGUUUCUUCUCACUUGUAACUAUGAAGUCAGCAUUAAUAGCGCUCAAGUAUAAUUUAAUGACUCUUAUGAAAAUGCUCAGCAUGAAGAGCCUAAAGAAACAGAUGAAAAAAGUGAAGAAAAUGACCAUGAAGGACAUGGUUAUGGCUUUAUUUUCUUCCUACUGGAGCAUUUUAAUGGGUUUGCUGCAUUUUGCCUAUAGCGUCUUCCGGGGCUUCUUUCGCAUCAUUUGCAGUUUGCUGCUUGGAGGAAGCCUAGUAGAAGGAGCAAAGAAAAUCAAAGUGGCUGAGCUAUUAGCUAAUAUGCCAGAUCCCACUCAGGAUGAGGUGCGUGGGGAAGGAGAAGAGGGGGAGAGGAAGCCAGCAGAAACUGCACUGCCUACUGAAGACUUGACUGAUUUGAGAACUUUAUCAGAGGAAAGUGAUCUGCUCUCAGAUAUAUUUGGUUUGGAUUUGAAACGAGAAGGUGGACAGUAUAAAUUGAUCCCUCACAACCCAAAUGCUGGUUUGAGUGAUUUACUGAGCAGUCCUUCUGUAGCACCAAUGCCUGAGGCACAGGAAAAAGUCCAGGAACAGGUGAAAGAAGAUGAAAAGGAAGAGAAAGAAGAAACAAAAUCUGAACCUGAAAAAGCAGAAGGAGAGGAUGGAGAAAAAGAAGAGAAAGCAAAGGAAGACAAAGUAAAACAGAAGUUAAGACAGCUUCAUACUCACAGAUAUGGAGAACCAGAAAUUCAGGAAUCAGCUUUCUGGAAGAAAAUCAUUGCAUAUCAACAGAAGCUUCUCAACUAUUUUGCUCGAAACUUUUAUAACAUGAGGAUGUUGGCGUUAUUUGUUGCCUUUGCCAUCAACUUCAUCCUGCUUUUCUAUAAGGUCUCCACCUCUGCUGUGACAGAAGAAAAGGAAAUUCCUGUAGUGUCUACUGGAGAAAGUAUGAAGUUGGACAGCUUGGCGAGUGACAGCCAGAGGGUCAUUGCCGUGCAUUAUGUCCUGGAAGAAAGCAGUGGCUACAUGGAGCCCACACUGCGAAUUUUGGCCAUCUUGCACACAGUCAUCUCAUUCUUCUGCAUCAUUGGAUACUACUGUUUGAAAGUCCCACUGGUAAUUUUUAAGAGAGAAAAGGAGGUAGCUAGGAAGCUGGAAUUUGAUGGAUUAUACAUAACUGAACAACCCUCUGAAGAUGAUAUUAAAGGACAGUGGGAUCGCCUGGUUAUAAACACACAGUCUUUUCCAAACAACUAUUGGGACAAAUUUGUGAAAAGAAAGGUCAUGGAUAAAUACGGUGAGUUCUAUGGCCGAGACAGAAUCAGUGAGUUACUAGGAAUGGACAAAGCUGCUCUCGAUUUUAGCGAUGCUAGAGAAAAGAAGAAACCAAAGAAGGAUAGCUCCUUAUCUGCUGUGCUAAACUCCAUUGAUGUUAAGUAUCAGAUGUGGAAAUUAGGAGUUGUUUUCACUGAUAAUUCUUUCCUUUACUUAGCUUGGUACACAACUAUGUCUAUCCUUGGGCACUACAACAAUUUCUUUUUUGCUGCUCAUCUGCUGGACAUUGCUAUGGGAUUCAAGACAUUGCGAACUAUUCUCUCAUCAGUGACCCACAAUGGCAAACAGCUUGUCCUAACAGUGGGAUUACUGGCUGUAGUGGUUUACUUGUACACAGUAGUGGCAUUCAAUUUUUUCCGAAAGUUCUACAACAAAAGUGAAGAUGGUGAUAUGCCAGAUAUGAAAUGUGAUGACAUGCUGACAUGCUACAUGUUUCACAUGUAUGUUGGAGUGCGUGCAGGUGGAGGCAUUGGUGAUGAAAUAGAGGAUCCAGCAGGAGAUGAAUAUGAAAUCUAUCGAAUUAUCUUUGACAUCACUUUCUUCUUCUUUGUGAUUGUCAUCCUGCUUGCCAUUAUUCAAGGGUUAAUCAUUGAUGCUUUUGGUGAGUUAAGAGAUCAGCAAGAGCAAGUUAAGGAAGACAUGGAGACAAAGUGCUUUAUAUGUGGAAUAGGAAAUGACUAUUUUGAUACAGUGCCUCAUGGCUUUGAAACUCAUACACUGCAGGAGCACAACUUGGCCAAUUAUUUAUUUUUUCUGAUGUAUCUUAUUAACAAAGAUGAAACAGAGCAUACAGGACAGGAAUCCUAUGUGUGGAAAAUGUAUCAGGAACGAUGCUGGGAGUUUUUUCCUGCAGGCGAUUGUUUCCGAAAACAGUAUGAAGACCAGCUUAACUAAGCAAAGACAAGGAUUUCCUUGUGUUUUCCAAGUCCUUUGGGAAUGUCCAAUGGAUUUCUUAAAUCCCCAAAGCUCUGUGGUUUUGGAGCACCAAAGCUCUGUUUUUAAUGACCCAACUGCGCUUUUAUUUUCUUGUGUAUUUGCUUUGAGAAUACUGGAGUAAAGAACAAUUUAAAACAACAGCAACUCUGGAAAACAGAUCAACCACUUGCACAGACAAACAAUAUCCGUCUAGAUAACAUGCACACAUAAGAAGAGACUUGAGUCAGCUUCUUUCUGAAACUGCCAGAUUAUGCCCUUAUCUAUAAAGUCUCACAUGGGGUGACACAGUAGCAACACUCAUUCAAUCUAUUUAUUUCAUCAUCCUGGAAGGAACUAUAUGUAGUUCACAGAGCACUGUAAAAGAUUGUUGUGGACACAAAGUUGUUGGGAAAUAGUGCCUUACUAUAUGUGGGUUGAGCUAUGCAGAAGAUGAGUGCAUGAUGACAUUGUAUUUUUAUUUUUCUUUCUGUCUUCCUUUUCUUCCUAGUUAAUAUUUAUUUUGUGAUUUUGGUGAGUUUGGGAGGAAGGGACUUGAUUGUGCACAUCUUUUUAUCAAGACUGGAGUGUCUCAGGACAAGAUUAGGUUAUUCUCAUUGAGUUCAGUUCACAUUUACCUUCCUCUUUAGCUUUUGCUCUUAUUUUGGUAAUGCUCUGAUACAACACUGCAACUUUAUGAAAUCUUUGUAUGAAGAUGAGAAGACUGCAAAAAAACAAAAAACAAAAAACAAAAAAAACACAAAACACUUUAACAAGAAAUGUUUCAUUGCAUGUUUAUUAUGCAAGUUUAAAACAAUCAAAGAAACAACCUUCAAAAGUACGUUGAUUAACAUGAAAAAAAAAAACAUUCACAAUAAUUAUCUCCAUAGUAAUAAAGUGUUGUGGGCUUUAUUGUACAUCUGAAAAAAGUGUCAUCAGCCAACAAUGUAUAUGUUAUGAAUCUGAUCGUAGUUUUGGUUUCUUUUGUUUUUCUUUCUUUCAUUUCUGCCACCUGUGAUUGAUAGUGGAGUUGAAGAUAUUCUUGUUAAAUUAUUUUUUAAAAUCAAAGCUGAAGCAAUAUCCAUUCAGGGAUCCCAUCAAUUGCAUCAUAAAACACCAAUGAUGUGUACGUCACUCCAUUUUGAGUCCUUUUCAACUGUAAUGCCAGUCUUUACAAAUAAAAAAAGAGAUUCAGAAUGGAAACAA
Messenger RNA from Coturnix japonica (Japanese quail), 16327 nucleotides. The record is from RefSeq and is a predicted model, not a curated record. Lineage: Eukaryota; Metazoa; Chordata; Aves; Galliformes; Phasianidae.